AUGAAGCUUUUUGUACGAUGUGUUGUCUUGAAUAGUCACUCGCUCCGUAUCCAGCAAAGGGGAGGGGGGGGGGGUAGGAAGGGGUUGGUGGGGACUUGUUUCCAUGGUGACCACCAGUUACAUAAUAACAGUGGGUACCUACUGUAGCCGAAGCAUUAGAGGAUGAGAGAUAAGGACGCAGAGGGAGAUGACGAACAGAAAUUAUUUCCCCUACCAAUUUAGAUUUAGAAAAUAUUGUGUCUGGGAUUCAAAUGUCAUUAAAAGGGUAAAGAGCAAUGCACAUAGCUUUGAAAUAUUUCAUUUUGUGGAUGGGGUUGCUGGACUAGUUUUCUUCAUGCCAGGCAUUGCAGUAUGCCAGUGAACUGGCUGCUUUUAACAUCCAACCUUAUGCUUUACUCCCCCGCGGACCUGCCGUCCUUUAUUUGUCUCUGUUAUCAAGUUAAGAAUUAUAUUGGAGGUAAAUUAAAUUGAGCAAGGUCAAUUAAAACAUAGUGACUGGAUUAUAAAGUGAGUGCACCCUAUUAGGCCUUGCUCCUAUAUCACAUGAUGGCUUUUAAAACAAAUAGUAUCUGAUUGGCCGGUAGGCCCUGAAGGGGUCGUGUUCCCACUGAAUAUAAUUAUUGUUAGCUGCACACUACAAUCCUGGAGCGCUGACGAAGACAACUGCUGCUGAAACAACUUUAUUUUUUAUGUUAAAGCUUUGUCAGUAGUUUCUAAGAGUGUUUUCAACCCUUCGGUGCUUUUUAAUUCAUUUAUAUGUGCAAAGUUGCGCUAUUGCAACAGAUUAUUGCUCUUUGUAUAGGCAGUUUACUCCAAUGCUUACAUUUUAUUGACCUUUAUCAUGCCACAGAUAAAGCACAUUCUCAUGCAGUCAUGUUGACUGCAUGUUUUAUGUUAGAAUCCUUCAUCAUCAGUUUCAACCAUUUUUCCAUAACUUUUCUGCCAGCAUGCUAAUUUUCAGCUAAUAUCAUUUUUAUUUUUAUUUCACAUACUCUUAAUCAAGUGCAGACAUCCCUCCUGGGGCACUCCUGGUUUGAAAUCAGUGAUAUUGAUCCUCCUGCUACUGGCAGGAAGAUAGAUAGCUAGAUGGAGGGCAAAGCGAGCAGCAGUGGCAUUGCUCUAAAUUUAGUCACCCCUCUGCUUCUGAACUAAAUACCAAUGACAACAGCCAAAGUGACACCCACCCACCCACCCACCCACUCAUUCAGUCGCUCAUUCAGUGGUUGCAGCCCCCUCUGCUCACCCUCUCCAUGACAAGCCCCAGUGCCGUGGAGCACGAGCACCCACACGGGUUGCACUACCCUGUCUGACCCUCUCUCCUCUUACCAUUCUGACUUCCUACCCUGAGGAGACAGGCACAACUUAAUACUCCGCCCAAAGGGGUCCUUCAGGACAGGGGCAGCUAUGUCACAGUUCUCCACCAUGACGACCGGGGAGAGGAAAAUGCAGGCGGCAGCAAUCUGCAAGGAGGUUCAAGCCCAGGAAGACAUAGAGAUGGAUCUUGGGAAGAAAAUGAACGUGCCUAAGGACAUCAUGCUGGAGGAGCUGUCUCUUGCCUCAAACCGGGGCUCCCGUCUCUUCAAAAUGCGCCAGAGACGCUCAGAAAAAUACACUUUUGAGAGCGUCCGUAAUGAGAACAACAAACAGCUCAAUAACAUAAUACUUUCUCAAGCUGAGAAUGGGAGUGCCACGGACAACCACAGCGGCGAGAACAACGUGGAUGUCGACCAACCGCCUGCUGUGCCCUCUGACACACCAGAUGCAAGCAUGGGGCCAAAUCCAGACAGCAUCGCCCCGGGGUACGGAGGUCCUUUGAAAGACAUCCCUCUGGAGAAGUUCAACAGUACAGCUGUACCAAAGUCCUACCACUCGCCCUGGGAGCAGGCCAUCAACAGUGACCCGGCCUUGGCUGACAUGCUCAUCGCACAUAUGCUGGAGCCGGAGCCUAGACCAGACAUACCGGGAUACAAAAGUUUCAACAGGGUGGCGACCCCGUUCGGUGGUUUCGGCAAAGCACCUAGACAUCCUACCAUCAAGUCCCUCCAGGUGGAACCACUCCCUAACUACCCUGAGCUCCAGGGGGAUGCGGAGGUAGAUCGACCCUCCUUCAACAGAUCUGCUCUGGGGUGGGUGUCGACCGGCGGUCCAAUCCCCCUCUCUGCUGUUUCCCUUGAGCCCGUGCUCAUCCCUGAGUCAGAGGACCUUUGAACCCAUGAUGAAGUCACACAGAGAUGCUGUCUACGUAGUUGCUGCACCAGAGGUGAAGGUGGGCAGGGUAAAGCCACGGUCGGGACAGAGUCAGUGAGAGAGAAAAGCUUCAAGUUACCAUGAAUGCAGCAUCCCACUGUUUUCCAGGGAUGUUAACUAUUGCACUGCUCUUAAAAAUGAAUGAAUCAUCCUGUACAGUAAGCAGAGAAUACAUGGAAUUUAUUGUAAAUUAAUGUGCAUAAGAGUAUUUUAUCUUGCAGACACAAGUUGUUGCUCAAUAAAAUGGUGUCGAAUGCAACAAAUCUGACAUAAUUCUUUAUUCUGUUCUUUUUAUUUUUCAUGCUUGAAUUUCAUUUUCUGCCACGAAAACGUGCUGAUAACCGGAAUGCACACUUUCGAGAUUCUUCUGUAUUUGGACAUGAACGCAAAUCUGUAACAUAUUCCGCAACAUGCCCCCAGGUGAUUAUUUCACAGUGAGUUGGUC
Anarrhichthys ocellatus (wolf-eel) is the source of this 2692-nucleotide messenger RNA. It is a transcript of the gene myoz2a, whose product is annotated as myozenin 2a. Bases 1405 to 2208 code for a protein of 267 amino acids. Gene Ontology annotation, molecular function: telethonin binding; FATZ binding; actin binding. The transcript has 6 exons. Lineage: Eukaryota; Metazoa; Chordata; Actinopteri; Perciformes; Anarhichadidae. The record is from RefSeq and is a predicted model, not a curated record. Gene Ontology annotation, cellular component: Z disc; actin cytoskeleton.